UGAAUAAAGCCCAAUCGAAAAAGGAAUCGUCCAAUCGAUUUCUGCUGUCAAAGUCAAACAAAACGUCAAGCAAAGCAAGAAGCGAGAGUAUUUGGUAAACAUUGAGAGAAUAUUGCAUUUUAAUUGUGAAUUGUAAUGAAAUUAGCACGAUGAACGUGUUUCCAAUAACCGAUAUUCCGGAGUUCUCGAAGAAGAAACGUAUCGUAGUGGUCGGCGUUAUUGGAAAGUCCCCGUAUCGGUAUCCAAACAAAGCAACCCCACUUGUACCCUCUGUGCAAUCUGCUGAAAACGGAAUAGAAUGUCACUGGGAUGAACGUCGUUCAAUCCUCUACCUACAUGCUAUAACAUACCUAGACACAAAAAGACUGACAAGCCUCGCAGCUUCUCUAAAUGAGGAGUCAGAGAGUGAAGACCAGGAGGCUGAUGCCGCAAACUGGCUGGUAGCCUCAGGGGAGCUGGCUGCUGAAUCCUGCAAGGCUAUAGCUCUGCUGUUCCACUUGUGUCACAUUGUUGUAUUGUCUUCUCCAACAUCAGUGUUUGAUCUCGGAUACUUACAGCUGUUUAAGGCUAUUGAUGCUUAUAGAACAGAACAAAUAGGGCGCAGUACAGAAGCCCUGUUGAACAUAAAAGCAACGGGAGCGUGGGAGUCACACGGGCGGUGUUGUUGCCCUCGCCUGCUGUUUCACUUCCGUCGUGCUCCCAACCCUGUAAAGAAGAUACCGGCGGCACUGAAAAGAUUAGAACAUGCUGUGGAAGAUCAAUUGUAUUUUAUACUUAGAAAGGCACGGAUUAUUACCAAUGUUUGUGCCAAAUCCCUGUUCGCAAUACCAAAGAAUGAAGAAUUUGUAUACAUUAGCGGUGACGAAGAGAGUCAAAGUGCGCGAGAAGUGAGCGCACUAGUCCGUGGUUUGGUGGCGCGAUGCAACUCGGUACCGGAUACUCCGCCACCGCGACCCACCUUCCGCCAGUUCCUACAGACGCAUAUAGACAUGGCCUUCGGAGAGGGAUUCGAUGAUAACGUCGGAAAAUAUGCUAUGAGCACGUCGUUCUUUGAGCUCCCCAGUGCUGCAGCAUGGCGUGCGGCUGCGCAGGCGCUGUCCGCGGUGUACCUGUCGCCCGUCGCGCGGGCGCAGGACGAGCCCGCCUCCGCUGCACUGUACGACGCACUUGCCACUGACGUACGAUUCUCUCAGGCCCGAUGCGCUAAGGUGUUGCCAAUAGCACAGGCAUCAUACGCGGAAGGUUUACCCGCUCAUUACUCCAGCCAACAUCAUGCACAUAAGGUAAGUGUAGCACUGGGCGUGCUGGACAGUAUGGCGCGCGGCCCGCUGGCCCGCGGGGCCCGCGCCCGCCUGAGCGCGGCCUGCACCGCACUCUGGCGCACGCGCAGCCUGUGCGAGGCACUCUCUCUAACCGGACACGUCUGCAUCGAGCCCGAGCAUGACAGUAGCAAGGAGCACUCGUCGGGCGUGCGCUAUAUAUCGGCGUGUAACUGCGGGCGCUGCAAGUGGUCGCGCGAGGACCCGUACUCUCUGCGCCGCGCCAACUGGACCUUCUACACGGAGGCCGCCGAGGAGUGCGGGGUCUGUCCCACUCUGCAGACCAUCGACUUCCCCGUCUUCCAGCCUUCUACGCCGUCCUAUAAAGCGGCGGCCCUAAAGGAAGCGGAGGAAGCCGCAGAACGCUCAGCACCACGUCGGUCGCCGGCGGGGUCGGGCGUGUCGCCCGCGUCGGCCGCGUCGCCCGACAACAACUGGUCCGCGCCCGACGCGCUGUCGCCCGGCUCUGCGCACGACGACGAAGACGACAAGUCCCACGACUCGGAUCGAUACGUCGUGCCCGUUAGAGGCGAUGCCGCGACUGAAAAGAUAAUGAGUCGCCAGCCAUCGACGACGGAGUACCUGCCAGGCAUGCUGCACUCGGCCAGCCCGGCGGGGCUGCUGCCGGCCUUCGCGAGCUGGUCGCUGGUGUGCCUGGGCGCGUCCAGCCUGUACUCGCACGCGCUGGGGCUGCCCGAGCACCUGCAGCCUGGCUUCCUGCCACACACCAACUACCUGCUGCCCUGGGACUGUGCCGUGCGGUUGGAGUCAAUGAGUGGCUGGCGGGUAUCUGGCCCGUCUCGGGGCCGCGGCAAGAUUACACCGCACCAUCACCUCACGGUCAAGAUAUUCAUCGGAUUUGAGUACGAGUGCCCUAGGGGUCACAGGCUGGCGGCGGCCGACAUGCCGCUGCACGCGGCCUGCGUGUGCCGCGCCGCGCCCGCGCCCGCGCCCGCCGCCGCCUCGCUGGCGCAACUCACGCGCCUACACGUCGUCACGCCUAAGGCGCCCGUACACGUCACUCUCGACCCCAAGGUUCAACCAAUACCAGGAGGACCGAUCUUCGUCCCGCAACCCGUGGGCUCACCACCCAUCAAGUUAUCAGCCUCAGCAUACUGGGUGCUGCGCCUUCCAUACAUGUAUUCAGACGAGAGGGGCUGUCUUCCACGGCCUAGGCCUGGAACCCCACUGCAGCCGGGCACCAUUAUAGCCCCACUAUUUGGCCUACAGGACUAACGAAUCUCCUGGGCCCAAAAGACCCCGAAAAAACUCUCAAAAACAGCCAAACGAAGAGCGCAACGAAUGAAGCAAGCAAACCAACUGAACGACACCAAACAAGGCUUGUAACACAAUUUUGGACCUUACUGACUUUUACAUAGAGUUCAUAGUGGCAUUUAUGUUAUGCAAGUUCGUUUAUGACGUUUCUAUCAGUGUUGGUAGAGAAAAAGCUAAAUUAAUAGAAAUACCAUUUAAUAUAAUAUGUUGUUAUAGCAUGAAAAUGAAAAUUGAUGUUGUGUACAAUUGAUAACUCUUUAAGAUUUAUAUAAAAACACUAGAAGUCU
Messenger RNA from Spodoptera litura, 2881 nucleotides. NCBI's taxonomy places the organism in Eukaryota, Metazoa, Arthropoda, Insecta, Lepidoptera, Noctuidae. The record is from RefSeq and is a predicted model, not a curated record.